AUGGCUUCCACCGAUUCAGCAAACGGACACAUGUCCCUGACGAACUAUGUGUCUUUCCAAGAUCCGGAUACGGGGCGCACCCGCGUUGGCCAUUACGAUCUCGCGAAUGCAUCUAUCCAGCCAUUGGCCUUCUUGUCCGGAACGCCGCUAGACAGCAUCUACCAAGUAAUCGAAGUUGGUGAAUCCAAUAUCAUCCCUUUUGGGAAAACAUUACCGGCCUCCGGAACCAGGAUCUUGCCACCCUUCACCGGCCGCGAUAUCUUGUGUGUUGGCAAAAACUAUGCAGAACACGCGAAGGAGUUCAAUAGCUCAGGUUUCGACAGCUCCGACAAAGUAGACACGCCAUCCCAUCCCGUCAUUUUCACCAAACGUUUCACUUCCAUCAUUGGAGAUGGCGAGGAAAUCCUUCCGCAUUCGGACUUCACGGAGACAGUCGACUACGAAGGCGAGAUUGGUGUUGUCAUUGGUAAAGCUGGAUUUCGCAUCUCAGAAGAAAGCGCAAUGGAUCACGUGUGGGGCUACACAAUUGUGAAUGACGUAACAGCGCGUGAGCGUCAAAGAGAUCACAAGCAGUUUUACAUUGGGAAGUCGCCGGAUACGUUCUGCCCCAUGGGACCGAUUGCUGUGCCAGCGUCCAAGCUAGAUAAAGUAUUGCAGCUCGAGACAUAUGUGAAUGGCGAGCUACGACAGAAAGCCACAACAAAGGACCUGAUCUUUUCCAUUUCUUACCUAAUCAAGACCAUGUCCGAAGGGCAAACACUCAUGCCGGGCGAUGUUCUUGCUACCGGGACACCUGCAGGAGUUGGUAUCGGCAAAAACCCACCGGUAUAUCUCAAGCCGGGUGACACUGUCGCCGUGUCUGUAAGUGGUCUGGGUACCCUCACUAAUCGCAUUGCAAGUCCAAACUCGAACAACCCAACUAUCACCAUGGCUGGAAGCACGUUGUCCCACAUACAGCCUUGUAACUUGGCUAAGAGCAUCGACACCACGUCGCUUACAUACAUCAACAACAAAACACUUUAUUACAAAAGGAUCGGUGUACAAUCAAAACCACCUAUCGUUUUCAUCCAUGGUCUUGGUGGCACCUCUGACUUCUACACUCCACUAAUUCAGUCUCUGGGCCUCGAAAACACACACUCACUGCAUCUAUUUGACAUGGAAGGCCACGGGCUCUCACCAUCAUCGCCACUUAGCAAAGUGAGCAUCGAAUCCAUUGCCGAUGACGUCAAUGGCAUAUUCGAGAAGGCAAACAUUGCGCCGGAUGCAACGCUUAUGGCUCAUUCAAUGGGAUGCCUUGCAGCUGUUCAUUUCGCAUUGAUACAUCCAAACAAGAUAUCGAAACUGAUCCUGAUUGGGCCGCCACCAUCACCUCUACCUGAAGCAGGGAGUGCGGGUGCCCAUGCUAGAGCCCAGACGGUGCGGAGUAAGGGUAUGCACGCUGUCGUCGACGCCAUUGUCGCAGCUAGCACUUCAGACAAGACCAAGGCAACAAAUCUGGUGGCAGUAGCGGCAGUGCGCAUGUCCUUACUCGGCCAGGAUCCGGAGGGGUAUGCGAAGGGGUGCACGGCACUUGCGGAGGCAAAGGCACUCGACUUUGCCGCGAUCCAACCCAGAACGCUCAUUAUUACAGGAACUGAAGACAAGGUUUCGCCGCCUCAGUUGUGCGAAAAAUACUUGGAAAGGCUAGGAGACAAGGCAAGUCUGCAUUUGCUGGAAAAUGUGGGGCAUUGGCAUGUUCUAGAGGACUUUCAAAGUGCUGCGAAUGCUGUAAAGACGUUUUUGUAG
This is a messenger RNA of Bipolaris oryzae ATCC 44560, 1785 nucleotides long. RefSeq lists its product as uncharacterized. The transcript has 3 exons. The record is from RefSeq and is a predicted model, not a curated record. Gene Ontology annotation, molecular function: acetylpyruvate hydrolase activity. Bases 1 to 1785 code for a protein of 594 amino acids. Lineage: Eukaryota; Fungi; Ascomycota; Dothideomycetes; Pleosporales; Pleosporaceae.